Molecule: messenger RNA, 1611 nt
Organism: Peronospora belbahrii
Lineage: Eukaryota; Oomycota; Peronosporomycetes; Peronosporales; Peronosporaceae
Source: the annotation of a GenBank genome assembly
AUGGUGGUGCUCUCGGCCUCCUUGCUGACUCGAAAUGGCAAAGUGCUUGUGGCCCGUCAGUUCGUUGAGAUCACCCGGAUCCGUCUAGAAGGCUUGCUUGCGGCAUUCCCUAAGCUGUUGUCAAGUGGCUCGCGCGAGCACACGUUCAUUGACACGGAGAGCGUUCGCUACGUGUAUCAACCUCUCGAGAGCUUCUUUGUGCUCAUUAUCACCAACAAGACAAGCAAUAUUGUGGAGGAUCUGCACACGAUUCAGUUGCUGUCCAAGCUUGUGCCGGAUAUAUGUGCACCCCUGAGCGAGGCUUCCAUCCGUGACAAGCAGUUUGAGCUAGUAUUCGGUUUUGACGAACUCAUCACGGCUGGUGGCCACUCAGAAAACAUUAAUGUUCAGCAGAUCCGCGUCAACAUGGAAAUGGAGAGUCACGAGGAGAAAUUGCACAACAUGAUUCUCGAGAGCAAGCGCGCAGCGGCUAAGGAUGACAUGAAGCGCCACACGGCGCGAAUCAAAGAGGAGCAGCGCGAACGUGCAAGAAUGGAGCGCGCAGGAAUGGGUGGCAGUGGAUUUGGAUCGCAGAACUCGUUUAGUAGUUCUUUUAGCAACACGUUCAAGUCGCCACGUAGUGGAAGUAGUAGUGACAGCUUUAUGAACAGCCCCAAGUCGCCCGCUGCAACGUCACCGACCUCAUUUAAUAGCCGCCCAGAGCCUGGCGUGUCGAAGGCUGCGGGUAUGAAGCUGGGAAGCUCUGGUAGUAGCAAGGGCAUGGGCCUAGGUAGCGGCGGCAAGUCAUUUAUGGAUGCCAUGGCGGCUGAAGAUGGACUGAAAGAGAUACCGCCGAUGAGCGUGGCUGUUGAGACAGUGCAGAAACCUGAGAUGGCUGUUGCGGUCAGCCACGAUCCGAUUGGUGCUGUAGUGGAGGAAAAAAUGACAGUAGUGCUGACCCGCGAUGGUGCACUUGAGCAGCUAGAAGUUAAGGGCAGUAUGUACGUGUCAGUGAACGAUACAAGUGCUGGCUGCUGCCGCUUAAGAUUGCAAACAGGUGGUGCGGAGGGUAUUUCAUUCCAAACGCAUCCUAAGGUGGACAAGAAGCUGUAUGACAGCGAAUCAGUUUUAGCUCUACGGGAUUCGUCGAAGCCAUUUCCUUCUUCCCGUGUGGCAUUCCUUCGGUGGAGCUUGAAGACACAAGACGAGUCGAUGUUACCUUUAAACAUUACUUGCUGGCCUGAGGAGGAAGGUAAUGGCAAAAUGAAUGUCAGUGUCGAGUACUCAUUAGACCGCGACAUGAUGCUGGAUAAUGUGAACAUCGUCAUUCCACUCGGAGGCUCUGACGCGCCGAACGUCGCCAAUGUCGAUGGGCAGUACCAGCACAACUCGGCUGAAGGCUCACUGCUUUGGCAUCAGGAUCAAAUUACACCUGCCAACAACUCAGGCACACUGGAGUUCACAAUUCGUGGUGGCGACAUUGAUGCGUUCUUUCCUAUUUCGGUCUCGUUCUUUUCGCGCAGCGUGUAUAGCGAUGUGCAGGUGGAGUCCGUUGAUAAGAUUGAGGAUGGCUCGCCGAUUGCGUUCGGAUUUGAAAAGCUGCUCUCCACAGACUCGUACCAGAUUGUUUAG